AAAUCAAUAGUCGCCCUUUCGGGCGACUAUUGAUUUUUGUUGGCAGUUCUAUUUUUUUGUGUGUGUAAUUUAAGAGAUUUAAAAUAUGCAAAGUAACUAAUGCAAUAAGUAACUAAAAUAAUAAUAAAACUCUAUUUUAAAAGUCAUAAUGCUAAAGUUUGUUUACCGCAUUUUCUGUUGUUAAUUAGAAAAUACAAGUAAAAUAAAAGCAAAAAGGUUUUAUCGUUUAAACAUUCUUUUUUUUUAAUUUAAUUAAAUUUUAGAGAUAUGUAAUAAUUUAAAAGAUAAGUAAUAGAAGUAAAUUUGUCCAGUUUGUCGAAAUUCUACAUAUACUAUAAAAAAAAAAAAAAAAUUUAAAGAAAUGACUAAUGACUCUAGAUCGCGUCUGGAAAGGCAAUUUAAUUAGUACUUUAAGAACUAGUUACUACUGAUAAUGGUAGGUUUAAUUACGGAUGGCGCUAAUGUUUUAACUGGACGGAGACAUAGUGUUCAGCAACAGCUAGUAGGUGCAACAAUUUUCUCACUUACAUUGUUUGUCGCACCAAUUGCAGCUGGCACUGAAAGAUGCAGCCAGCACUUCAAAGGAAGUGCUCCAAAUUCUGUAGCUAUUUUGUGAGCAACUCUUCAUUUUUCAUCGAAAUUCUACUGUUAUAUCAGCGGUUUAUUGUAACGCAUGCAACGUUUAUGGUGUAAAAGGCCAAAUGCAGAGUCAUACGAGUUAAUGUACCAGAUGGGUUACGAGUUAAGUACCAGAUGGGUUCCGCAUAUGAUAAAUGCAUUGGAGAAUCUUCUCAAUGGUCUAAAAGCGCAUAUUCAUAGUUAUACGACUAUCAGCUUGGAAAGCGACUACAGCGCAACACAGAAAUCAAAGGCUAAGUUCUUUGCAAAGAAAUUGGUUGAUCAGCACUUAAUGUCGACGGCGAUCUAUAUUCUUGAUGUGUGUAGAGCAAUGACAAUUUUUUCAGAGGCAUUAGUUAGCACAAAAAAAAAAUGUUUCAACGUGUGAAGUUAAGUCUUCGCUCGAGCAAUUUAGAAAGAUUCGAAGAAAAUCCAGACGCUGGUUUUUACUGGAACAAGCGCUCGAUAUAUGGGAUUGUAAAUUUGCAUAAAGUGAUAAAAGUAUGAAGAUCGAGUUUUUAUUACUACAUCUAUGCAAAAGUUUUUGAAACGAUAUGCAAACAUUUUCGUUUCAAACAAAUGCAAAAGCAUUUUGAAACGAUAUUCAAAUGUAUCAGAUGUCUUUGCGGAGGCGGACGAGUUGCUUAACACAGUUGAAUGGACGGAGAGCGACUUUUUCACGGCUGAAAACAACAAAAAGUUACAUAAAAACAUGCUAGACAAUAACAUAAAAGCCUUUAUUGACGACGAUAUGCUUUGCAACAACUUGAAUAUAAACAAGUAGAUGUUGGAAAUAUUUUAUCAGAGUGGAUAAUAUUGAAGAAAAUAAUAGCAACUUGGACAAGUGCAAGUUCAAAAUCAUUUCCACCGCUAUCUAUAUAAAUCUAUAUAAACCAGAUAGAUUAGCGAAUCUAUCUAUAUAAACCAGAUAGAUUCGCUAAUCUUUUUUCUCUGAUUGAUUUUUUAUUUUGCCAUAGCUCAAGUUCGGCAGACGCGGAAAAAGGCUUUAGCGCAAUGAAAAACAUUAUAUCAAUUCAAAGAACACGAGUCAGUAACAAGUUAUUAACGAUCGUAUAGUUCCAGAAAUGGAAUUAUACGAUCCAACAAAAGCCAUUAAACACUGGCUUUUAAAACCAUCACGAAAAAAUAAAACUAGCAUUAAUCAAAAAAGCUUUACAUGGACAACAAAACUCCAGUUGUGUCAGUUAAAAAGUCAAAGAAAAUACAGAUUUUUGCUAGUAGCGAUGAUGAUAGUGAUAGAGCUCUAACAAUUGAUGACGAUAUAUAAUAAUUUUGAAUCUUGAAUGUUUUUUACCUUUCAAAAUAUAAAUAGUUUUUCUUGUAACAAAUAAGAUCAUAAUAAUUACAACACAUUAAAAGCAAAGGGUUUUAAAGUAUUUGUACAUUGUUUUUUAUAUUUGUCAACAGUUUUUUGUUGUAAUCAAACGUCUAUUUUUU
Molecule: messenger RNA, 2076 nt
Organism: Hydra vulgaris (swiftwater hydra)
Lineage: Eukaryota; Metazoa; Cnidaria; Hydrozoa; Anthoathecata; Hydridae
Source: RefSeq, a predicted model, not a curated record